AUGACAAGCUCCACAAGUAACACAGGCGAUAUUCCCACAGAUGCUCUGGCUGAACCGGGCCCUGAUUGGCCAGCUGCAAAGAAAAUCUGGGGAUUGGCAUGGCAACUGCACUGGAUUGGCUUCGGUGUUCUGUUUGGCUUUCUGGCCGUUCACUCUAUGGUUGUCAUAGUGAUGGUGAAUAUAAGGAAGAGAUUUUGCCGUAAACCUUUGUUUCUAGCUAUCAACUUGCUCCUGUUCUUCCUUGGAGCUACGAGAGCAGUGUACAUGCUCCUGGAUCCGUACGAGUCCAGGGAAAAUGGAGUAGAGGAUCCUAAAUGGUUGACGCUUCUUCUCUUUGGUAUCGCCUAUCCGUGUUUAACAUCCGCGUUUUCUUUGAUACACCUGGCUUUUCUUGAGAUCACCAAAUUAAAAGCUGGCCCAAGCAAGUUGCAGAAUGUUAAGUUUUUAUCUGCAGUCAUAGUGCUCCACUUUAUUAUCGUCUUCACGGCCGAAACAACAUCAUCCAUCAAGCCCGAGCUUGAUGCACUGUUGAUAGUGUGCCAGUCAUUUUUCAUCCUCUGGAGCCUGUUACUUUCAGGUAGCUUCAUCUACAGCGGCUGCAAAUUAAUAAAACACGUAAACCAGGUUCAAAAACAGCUUUGCAUCAUCGAGAAAGACGAGUGCUCAAGAAACGCAAGACAGAAGGCGAGCACCACCAAAGUCGCAAAGAUUACUCUCAUUACCAGCCUCUUGGGCCUCGUUGUGUGCGGUUUGCACCUCUACUCCAUUAUUGGCGUGUACGGUAUGUACAGCAAAGUAGUUCACCCCUCACCUUGGCCAUGGCUGACUUUUCAAUCGUUUUGCCGCUUCGUGGAACUUGCCAUGGCGUCCACCAUUGCUUACAGCGUGAUGCAGGGGGAUAAAAGGCAGAGAAAAGGAAAAACGGUCCCUACUAAUUCGGGAGAGAAAGUAGAGCUAAGGACUUUAAGAGAGACGCAUUUGAAAAUUACCGAUUUUACCGAACCAAACUGA
This is a messenger RNA of Porites lobata, 1011 nucleotides long. The record is from the annotation of a GenBank genome assembly. Lineage: Eukaryota; Metazoa; Cnidaria; Anthozoa; Scleractinia; Poritidae.